Molecule: messenger RNA, 703 nt
Organism: Rubroshorea leprosula
Lineage: Eukaryota; Viridiplantae; Streptophyta; Magnoliopsida; Malvales; Dipterocarpaceae
Source: the annotation of a GenBank genome assembly
AAGUGCUCAAAUUGAAACAAAGAAAUGGGUGCUUUUUCGUUCUUUUUUGCUUCAUUUCUGCUCUUUAUUUCUCUCAAUUUUCAUCCUGUACUGUGUCGGGAAGCCGCGGACAGAGGCGGUGAUGAGGUGAUGAGUACGGAGAGGGAAGCAAUAGAAAUAAUUAACGGUGGAGGCGACACUUCCCGUGCUCCAUCUCCUAAUUACCCAGGAGGUUGUCAAUGCACUACACCUCCUCCCCCUCCUAAGCCUACAUGCCCUCCACCCCCACCACCUCCUCCCCCUCCUAAGCCUACAUGCCCUCCACCCCCGCCUCCCCCUCCGCCUCCUCCACCACCUCCGCCUCCGCCGCCGCCCUGUUCUAAGUUUGAAAACAAGUUACUCGAAAGAGACUACCACACAAUACAGGGAUUCGCAAAAAAAAUCGAAAGAGACCCAUACGGCUACAGGAAAACAUGGACGGGAACAAAUAUCUGCAAAUAUAGGGGCUUUACAUGUGAGAAACUUCCCGACAAGACGAAACUAAAUGCCCUCGCCGCAAUUGAUUUUAAUGGUGCUAACUUCGAAGGAAAGGACCUCCGUCUUGAUGACUUCCUGGAGAAAUUAAGCGAAUUAGCCAUUUUCCACGCAAAUUCAAAUAAAUUCACAGGUAUUGAUAAUUUAUAAUUUUGUAUUACACAUAGAGUACUCUGUUUCUACACAUACU